Plutella xylostella (diamondback moth) is the source of this 1336-nucleotide messenger RNA. Its product is annotated as aldo-keto reductase AKR2E4. Lineage: Eukaryota; Metazoa; Arthropoda; Insecta; Lepidoptera; Plutellidae. Gene Ontology annotation, molecular function: oxidoreductase activity. The record is from RefSeq and is a predicted model, not a curated record.
UUUACAUUAAAAAGUGUAAAUAAACCAGUUCCCGGCAAGAUGUCCGUCACCGCGGUCGCGCGCGCGGCGCUCUGUGCGGCGCUGCUGACUACUGCCGCUCUGGCCGGGGUGCUGACAUCAGGAAGUGUACCAAAAGCUCCAUACCUGGAGCUGAACGACGGGCACCGGCUGCCGCAGCUCGGCCUCGGCACGUGGCUCGGGAACAGCUCACAGGGUCGCAUAAAGCCGCAAGGCCACGAGGUGCAGCAGGCGGCGGAGUGGGCCAUCGCCGCGGGCUACCGGCACAUCGACACAGCCAGGGUCUACGGCACGGAGCCCCAGGUCGGCGCCGCCAUCAGGGAAGCAGUGCGGCGGGGAGAUGUGAAGAGGGAAGACCUAUUUGUUACCACUAAGCUGUGGAACGACCGGCACGCGCGCGAGGCGGUGGUGCCAGCGCUGCGGGAGUCGCUGGCGGCGCUCGGCCUGGACUAUGUCGACCUCUACCUCGUGCACUGGCCCAUUGGACAGUUCGCCAACGGCAGCUACGACCCGACAGACCACCUCAGCACUUGGCGCGGCAUGGAGGAGGCGCGGCGGCUCGGCCUCGCGCGCUCCAUUGGGCUCUCCAACUUCAACCAGAGCCAGAUCGAGGGCAUCCUGGCCGGCUGCGAGGUCAAGCCAGCCGUGCUGCAAGUCGAGAUGAACCUCAACCUGCAGCAGGAGUCUCUCCGCGCGUACUGCUCCUCUCGCGGCAUCGUGCUGACGGCCUACACGCCCUUCGGCUCGCUGCUGAAGGGCGGCGCGGGGGCGGGGGCGGGGGCCACCAGGGUCGACGAUCCCACGCUGGUGGAGAUGGCGGGGAGGUACAACAAGACCGUGCCGCAGAUUGUUCUUCGAUACUUGAUGGAGCUAGGAGUAGCAGCAAUACCGAAGACCAUAACCAAGCAGCGAGUAGAACAGAACAUCGACAUCUUCGACUUCCACCUAACCGCCGCCGACCGCGCCGCGCUCCGGGGCUUCGACGCGGGGCUCCGGACCAUCGCCGGGGGGAGGUGGGCGGACUCCCCGCAGUACCCGUUUGAGAGGAGUGAGGAGUGAGCGGUGAUGAGAGAGAAGAGAGGUGUCUGGGUGGAGGGUAUGGACAAGUGAAAAUACAUAAAGUGUGAAAUUUGAACAAUGUAGCAGUGCCGGUGGUAAAGGCAAAAGAAAUAGUUAAAUAAAUAAAUAUACCUAAUACUAAAUAUAACAUUCACUCUAUGUGAGUUUCGAUUACCUAGUUAAGCUUUGGGCAUAUACUUAGUUUCCAUCAAUAAAAUAUGCAUUGUAGAAAGGAUAAGUAUAAUUUUAAAUUCUAUAA